Messenger RNA from Wyeomyia smithii (pitcher-plant mosquito), 10178 nucleotides. RefSeq names its product neurogenic locus Notch protein (gene N). The transcript is spliced from 11 exons. Lineage: Eukaryota; Metazoa; Arthropoda; Insecta; Diptera; Culicidae. Gene Ontology annotation, molecular function: calcium ion binding; protein binding. Gene Ontology annotation, biological process: Notch signaling pathway; multicellular organism development; cell differentiation. The record is from RefSeq and is a predicted model, not a curated record. Gene Ontology annotation, cellular component: plasma membrane; protein-containing complex. Bases 788 to 8635 code for a protein of 2615 amino acids.
CGCGAGUGUGAACGCACAUGCUCCGUGCGCUCAGUGCUGUUUUUUCUGCUGUGUUCCGUUACAAGAAAGCAUCCAGCUUCUGAAUAUCCACUCUUGGGGAGCAGUUUGGAAGACCGUGCAACAGCGAGUUGUGUUCAAUUUAUUCGGUGUGGAGCGGAUAUUCACUGUUUUUCGGUUUUGGUGAUUCCUAGGUGUCCUUACAAAGGACAGUUUGAAAAAAAGGAUGUGUGAAAUAGUGAAUGGAUGUUUGAGCAAAGCUAAGAUGGUCGAUGCUGAUUCGCUGGUAGAAUUUUGUGUGUAAGGAAUGUAACACAAAGGAAGUAGAAGAAAAGGCUCAGCCUGAAGUGAUACAGCCGCGAUUGGUGAAGAUAUUUGUGCAAUUUUGUGCUGAAGGAAGAGGCCAGUAAAUAAAAUAAGCUUCGUAUAAAGGGAUCCACAAUCCGACUGCGAAAUGAAUGGUGUAACGGUAAAGGAUUACAACAAUGAGUGUCAUUCGGGAGUUUAAUUCAGUUGCGCCAAUAAUGAAUGAAUAGUGAUAUCGCCGAACGGGGGGAAGUCAGUGAUUACAGUGCUUUGGCGCACAAAUGGAAGAAUUAUAACUUAAUUAAGAAGAGUUUUGUUUGAAAGUGAGCAGUCCGAAGCGCGAGAAGAUUGAGUGUUAAGCAAAUUUAGAGGAAGAAAUUGAACAGGUGUUCUGGAAAAGGGGGUAUCUACUGCCCGCCAGAAGGGAACGGACCAGCCGGAGAAGAAACUAUUUCUAAAAACGGUUUUUUUCCGCAUUGGAACUAUGCGGUUGAUGGCGACCACCGGCCGGAGGUCGUCCGCCAUAACGACACUCGGACUGAACGGAAUUUGGAUUAAACUACUGGUUGCUGGCCUGUGCUUGUGCUCUCUUUUUGAUUUCGCUUCCGGUUUUCUGUCGUGUUCACCUUCGCCAUGCAAACAUGGCGGAACGUGCGUGAGCAAACCGAUCGGAGGAUCCUACUGCAAUUGUACGUCGCGCUAUACCGGAGAGUUUUGUGAAUUCCCAAAUCCCUGCCACAUCAGUGCGGGCCCUCGGUGCCAGAAUGGUGGCACUUGUGAGGUGACGUACGGUAACGGUGCUCCCUCGUUUUCGUGUCGUUGUCCGAUCGGCUUCACCGAAAGUUUGUGCGAGAUUCCGGUGAAAAACGCGUGCGAUUCGUCCCCGUGCAACAAUGGAGGUUCCUGCAAGCUCAAAACCCUGAACGAGUACAGCUGCGUUUGUGCAACGGGUUAUUCGGGAACCUUUUGUGACAAACAAAACCUGUGCGCUUCGUCACCGUGUCGUAAUGGUGGCACCUGCACUCUAACCCCGGGCGGCCACUUCAAGUGCAUCUGCCCGAAGGGGUUCAAGGGUUCGACCUGCUCGGAGGACAUCGAGGAGUGCAUCAAGAGUCCCUGCGUGAACGGUGGCAAGUGCGUCAACACCCAUGGAUCCUACCAAUGCAUGUGUGAACCCGGAUACACCGGAAAAAACUGCGAAUCUCAUUACAUUCCCUGCUCGCCAUCACCCUGCCAAAACGGAGGCACUUGCAAGCAAUCGACCAAGUUCAACUACGAAUGUAAAUGCCCGCCAGGCUUCCAAGGCAAAAAUUGCGAGGAAAACAUCGACGACUGCCCGGGUAAUAUGUGUCAAAACGGUGGCACCUGCAUGGACGGGGUCAACGCGUAUCACUGCAAGUGUCCGCCGAGCUUUACCGGUGAAUAUUGCGAAACGGACGUGGACGAGUGCGUUCAGCAGCCGACGAUCUGCAAAAACGGUGCCACAUGUACUAACACCCACGGAGGCUACAAUUGCAUUUGCGUCAACGGCUGGAACGGUCCCGAUUGCAGUAACAAUAUUGACGAUUGCGUGGAUGCCGCUUGCUUCAAUGGGGCAACCUGUAUCGACGGAGUUGGGAGCUUUUACUGCCGGUGUACACCCGGAAAGACUGGAUUGCUGUGCCAUUUGGACGAUGCUUGUACUUCGAAUCCUUGCCAUGCGGACGCAAUCUGCGAUACGAGCCCGAUCAAUGGAUCGUUUACUUGCUCGUGUGCGAUGGGUUACAAAGGCAUCGACUGCUCGGAGGAUAUCGACGAGUGCGAUCAAGGUUCUCCAUGCGAACACAACGGCAUUUGUGUCAACACGCCCGGCUCGUUUGCAUGCAACUGUACCCAGGGGUUCACCGGACCGCGCUGCGAGACCAACGUAAACGAGUGCGAAUCGCACCCGUGCCAGAACGAGGGCAGCUGCCUGGACGAUCCGGGAACUUUUCGCUGCGUUUGCAUGCCCGGUUUCACCGGAACGCAGUGCGAAAUCGACAUCGACGAAUGCGCCACCAGCCCGUGCCUAAACGGAGGCAUCUGCCGGGACUUAAUCAACUCCUUCAAAUGCACCUGUGCGAUCGGCUUCACCGGAUUACGCUGCCAAAUCAACAUCGACGAUUGCAUGUCACAGCCCUGUCGUAACGGGGGCAUCUGCCACGAUCUGAUAGCGGGCUACACGUGCGAGUGUCCGCCCGGCUACACCGGGAUGUCCUGCGAGACGAACAUCAACGAUUGCCAGUCGAAUCCGUGCCACCGGGGGAUCUGCAUCGACGGGGACAAUUCGUUCAGCUGCCAGUGCAGUCCGGGCUACACCGGAUAUUUGUGUCAGAUACAAAUCAACGAGUGUGAGUCGAAUCCGUGCCAGUUCGGGGGACACUGUGAGGAUCUGGUUGGAGGCUACAUCUGUCGGUGUCAACCGGGAACUUCGGGACCUAACUGUGAGGUUAACGUCAAUGAAUGCCACAGCAAUCCUUGUCGACAUGGAGCUAAAUGUAUCGACGGAAUUAAUCGUUACACGUGUCAAUGUUUGCCCGGUUUUACGGGUAUGCACUGUGAGACCAACAUCAACGAGUGUGCUUCGGAUCCUUGUGCCAACGGAGGAGUUUGUAUGGAUUUGGUUAAUGGAUUCCGGUGUGAAUGUCCGCGGGGAUAUUUCGACGCGAGAUGUUUGAGUGAUGUGGACGAGUGCGCUUCGAAUCCAUGCACCAAUGGAGGCCGCUGUGAGGAUGGUGUGAAUCAGUUCAUUUGCCACUGUCCUCCGGGUUAUGGUGGGAGAAGAUGCGAGACGGAUAUUGAUGAAUGUGGCUCGAAUCCGUGCCAGCACGGUGGUAUCUGUCGAGAUGGACUGAACUCGUACACCUGCCAGUGUAUGCCGGGUUACUCGGGAAAGAACUGUGAGAUCAACAUUGAUGAUUGUGUUAAUAAUCCCUGCCGGAAUGGAGGUUCCUGCAUAGAUUUGGUUAAUGGUUACAAAUGUGUCUGUCGGGUGCCAUUCACCGGGCGUGACUGCGAGUCGAAAAUGGACCCUUGCUUGCCGAAUCGAUGCCGUAAUGGAGCGAAGUGCUCGCCUAGUCCAAAUUAUUUGGACUUCUCCUGCAGUUGUACUCUCGGCUAUACUGGAAGACUAUGCGACGAAGACAUCAACGAGUGUGCCCUGUCCUCGCCAUGCAGGAAUGGUGCGACGUGUCGCAACACAAAUGGAUCAUAUCAGUGUCUUUGUGCUAGAGGCUACGAAGGCCGCGAUUGUACGGUAAACACGGACGAUUGUGCUUCGUUCCCCUGUCAGAAUGGAGGAACAUGUUUGGACGGAAUCGGUGACUACACUUGUCUGUGUGUGGAUGGAUUCGAGGGCAAACACUGUGAGGUCGAUAUAAACGAGUGCCUUUCGAUGCCAUGUCAGAAUGGAGCAACCUGUACGCAGUACGUGAACUCCUAUACCUGCACCUGCCCGCUGGGUUUCAGCGGAAUGAAUUGCCAAACCAACGACGAAGAUUGCACUGAGAGUUCCUGCAUGAACGGCGGCACUUGUAUGGAUGGAAUAAACAGCUACAAUUGCUCCUGCCAGGCAGGUUUCACCGGUUCCAACUGUCAGUAUAAAAUCAACAAAUGUGACUCACAACCGUGUCGCAAUGGAGCCACUUGUUAUGACUAUGACAACGAUUACACUUGUCAUUGUUCGUACGGUUACACAGGAAAGCAGUGCAUGGAUUAUGUGGACUGGUGUUCGCAGUCUCCGUGUGAAAAUGGAGCCACUUGUGUCCAGCGGGAGAACGUCUUCCAGUGCAUAUGUGCUCCCGGUUGGACCGGAAAGUUGUGUGACGUCCAGAUGGUGUCCUGUAAGGAUGCCGCCAUCCGAAAGAAGGUUGACUCCAAAUUGCUGUGUCAUAAUGGAACGUGUGAAGAUUUUGGCAAUUCGCACCGCUGUCAUUGUCAACAAGGUUACACUGGAUCGUACUGCCAGAAAGAAAUUAACGAGUGCGAGAGUCAACCGUGUCGGAAUGGAGGCCAUUGUAAGGAUUUGAUUGGUUCGUACAAGUGCGUCUGCAAGCAGGGCUUCCAGGGGCAGAACUGUGAGCUGAACAUCGAUGAAUGCAAACCGAAUCCUUGCCGGAAUGGAGGUAUUUGUCAUGAUUUGAUUAACGACUACAAGUGCUCGUGUCCGCCGGGUACGCUGGGGGUGCUUUGUGAAAUCAACACCGAUGAUUGUGUGCCAGGAGCUUGCCAUAAUAACGGUAGCUGCAUCGAUAAGGUGGGUGGAUUCGAGUGUCGCUGUCCGCCAGGUUUCGUAGGAUCCCGAUGCGAAGGUGACAUCAACGAGUGCUUGUCGAAUCCCUGCUCGAACCCAGGUACGUUGGAUUGCGUCCAGCUGGUUAAUGACUAUCACUGUAACUGUAAGCCGGGUCAUAUGGGUCGGCACUGUGAAAUUAAGGUUGAUUUUUGUGCUAAUUCACCGUGUUUGAAUGGUGGCUUGUGUUCGACUCGACAAACUGGACAUCAUUGCGUUUGUGCUGAUGGGUACUACGGGAAGAAUUGUGAGUUUUCCGGUCAUGAUUGUGACUCGAAUCCGUGCAUUAAUGGCCUGUGUCAGAUUGCGGAUGAUGGAGGCUACCGGUGUGAGUGUCCACUGGGAACAAGUGGAAUUAACUGCGAGGUUGAUAUUUUGGAUGAGUGUAUUUCGAGUCCCUGCGAGCGUGGAGCUGCCUGCCAGAAUAAGUUGGGAGAUUUCGAGUGCUUCUGUCCGCCGAAAUGGGCUGGUAAAACUUGCGGCGUUUACGAUGCUACCUACAAGGGUUGGUAUGAUAGUGCGAGCAAGAAGAAGGGAAUAUUGAAUACUUACGCGAUCGAUUUGGAGUACCAGAGGGCUCAAUGCGUUAAGAAGGGAUGCCGUGAGAAGCAGGGUAAUCACCGGUGCGACGAGGAAUGUAACACCUAUGCGUGCGAUUUCGAUGGAAACGAUUGUUCGCUGGGUAUCAACCCGUGGUUGAAUUGUACCGCUAGUAUCAACUGCUGGGAGGUGUUUAUGGAUGGUUUCUGCAACGAGGAGUGCAACAACGCCCAGUGUUUGUUCGAUGGACGGGAUUGCGAGAAGAAACUGCAGCCGUGCAAUCCGGUUUACGAUGCCUACUGUCAGAAGCAUUACGCCAAUGGGUUCUGUGACUAUGGUUGUAAUAAUGCGGAGUGUAACUGGGAUGGGUUGGAUUGCGAGAACGAGAAAGAACCGGCUCAGCUGGCGGAAGGUGCCAUUUCGAUUAUCCUGUUGAUGGACUUGGAUACGUUUAGGAAUAAUUCGGUGCAAUUUUUGCGUGACCUCGGACAUCAACUUCGGACGACUGUGCGGAUUAAGAAAAACAACGCCGGUGCGGAAAUGAUUUACCCGUGGAAGGGAGGCACCGCACUGCGGGGACUGGCAGAAAGUGAGUUUGGACGGAAGCAUCACGUUGUUUAUACUGAGGCCCGUCAAACUGGUAUUCAGGUGUUCCUGGAGCUGGACAACCGCAAAUGUAUUGGAAUGACUGGUGCGGAGUGCUUUGGAACAGCGAAUGAAGCUGCAGAGUUUCUGGCAGCAACCGCGUCUAAGCAUUCGCUCUCGAAGCAAUUCCCUAUCUACCAGGUGAAGGGCGUUAAUCCCGAUGACGACAGCAUACCAGAGCCGACCAACACCAUCUACGUUCUGGUGGGCUUCUUUAUCGGGCUGCUUUUGUUUGUGAUGUGCGGAGUUUUAAUUGCGAAUCGAAAACGAGCGCAUGGUAUCACUUGGUUCCCGGAAGGAUUCCUCACGGCGAGUACGAAUGUGAGAAGACCAUCCCGCAGGCGGCCUGAUGGGCAGGAGAUGCGCAAUCUGAACAAGAACCCCUCGAUGGUGGACAUGUCCAACGGCCAUAUGGGUCAUUCGCAGCAAUGGUGCAACAGCGAUGAUGAAUCUGAAAUGCCACAACCGAAGCGUAUGCGUGCCAUAGAUCAGGGCUACUCGAGCGAUCACACCGCGAUUACGGAUUACGAGGAAACGGAGCCGCAGAGAGUUUGGUCUCAGCUACAUUUCGAAGCUGCUGAUAUUCGUGAUCAUCCUACGAUGAUGACUCCUCCAACGCAUCAUGAUGGUGGCCACACAGAAGUUGACGUACGUGGACCUUGCGGUAUGACUCCGUUGAUGGUAGCGGCAGUUCACCGUGGAAAUCAGGAUACUGGCAUUCAUCGGGGCGAUCUUGAUUCCGGUAUACACCGAGGAGACCUCGAUGCCGCCAUUCACCGUGGUCCGGAUUCGGGAGAGGACAUCGAUUCUAAUGACGAUACUACGGCUCAGUUUAUUUCGAAAUUGGUGGCACAAGGUGCCGAAUUAAACGCCACAAUGGAUAAGACUGGUGAGACGUCGCUGCAUUUAGCAGCACGACAUGCUCGCGCGGACGCUGCCAAACGACUUCUCGAUGCGGGAGCUGAUGCCAAUAGUCAGGAUUACACUGGACGAACUCCGUUGCAUGCCGCCGUCGCAGCGGAUGCUGUUGGUGUUUUCCAGAUUCUUCUGCGGAAUCGUGCCACUAACUUGAACGCACGAAUGCACGACGGAACGACACCACUGAUACUGGCCGCUCGUCUCGCCACCGAAGGUAUGGUUGAGGAACUGAUAACUGCCGAUGCCGAUAUUAAUGCAGCCGAUAACAACGGUAAAACUGCCCUCCACUGGGCUGCUGCCGUCGACAACGCCGAUGGCGUCAACGUUCUCCUAGCGCAUGGCGCCAACCGAGAUGCCCAGGAUGACAAAGACGAAACCCCACUAUUCCUAGCCGCUCGCGAGGGUGCCUUCGAGGCAUGCAAAGCACUGCUGGACAACUUUGCGAAUCGUGACAUCACCGAUCACAUGGAUCGGCUACCGCGUGAUGUGGCCAGCGAACGGCAACAUCAGGACAUCGUACGGCUACUGGACGAGCACGUGCCACGCAGCCCACAGAUGGUGACCACCAUCCCGAACACGAUCAUGUCCCCGACGACGCACAUGAUCACCCAUCCGACCAUCAUCGCCUCGACUAAGCAGAACAAGCAGAAAAAGCGAGCGAAAAUGAACGGUGCUUCCGGUGGUGGGCUGCCGACGGUUCAGAAUCCCAACAGUCCGGACAACGACGGAAGCAUCAGACGGAAAACGAAAAAAACCAACGGUGCAACCGUCGGUUCCAAGAAGGGUAACAUCGUUGACGUUCAAAUUCCGGACGAUCAGCUGAGUUCGGUGGAAUCCCCGCUGGCCAACAUACCCAGUCCGUACGAUACCGUCAGUUUGUACUCGAACGCCAUGACAGUGCACCAGAUGGAUCCGAUGACCGGCAACAAGAAACCACCGAGCUACGAGGAUUGCAUCAAGAGUGCACAAUCGCUGCAAUCACUGCACAACAUUAACCUGGACAAUUACGGCUACUCGAUGGGCGGCGCAGCCGGAAAUACACCUUUCCAGGAUCUGCUCAUGAAUCAGCGAGGCAACAAUGCCGCUGCCGCCACGAUGAUCCACGCUAUGCACAUGGGUGAGAGUGGACUUAGCCCGCCGUAUUCCAAUCAAUCGCCACCCCACUCGGUGCAGAGCAAUUUGGCUCUAUCCCCACAAGGGUAUAUAGGUUCUCCAUCGCCUGCCAAGACCCGUCCCAGCCUGCCGACGUCUCCGACGCACAUCCAGGCGCUGAGACACGCCCAGCAGCAGAAGCACGGUGUGCAAAUGAUCUCCAAUGGAAGCAUGCAGCAGCAGCAGCAAAAUAGCAGUAGUAUAGGCUGCGGUCAACAGCAACAGCAGCAGCAACAGCAGGGCAGUAGUAGUAACAGUAGCAAUAACAAUGCAAACAGUGCAAUGUUGGCCAGCCUGCAGAUGAACUUCGUUCACGGCUCCACUGGACUGGAGCUGGCCGGUUUCUGCAGUCCCACAGGCCAAGGAUCUCAGGCUUCGACAUCGCAGAACACGACCGCCACCACCGUGUCGUCGCCAUGCAAUUCGACAAUGUCCUCGUCCCAUCUGUCCCCGCUGUCGUCGGCGUCCGCGCACUGCCAGCAGUCGACGCUGAACAGCCAGCAGUCCUCGUUCUAUCAGUAUCUGACCCCGCCGAGUCAGCACAGCGGAGGUGUGACGCCUCAGCAUCUGGUGCAGACGCUGGACAGCUAUCCGACGCCGUCGCCGGAAUCGCCCGGCCACUGGUCAAGUUCCUCGCCUCAUUCGACCUCGGACUGGUCCGAGGGAGUACAGUCGCCAGCGGCGGCCAACAUGAAUGUGUACGUGACGAGUGCCGCCGCCGGCGGAGGUCACCAGCCCAACAAGGGCUCGGAGGCGAUCUAUAUCUAGACGACGUAAUCGGUUUCAAACACAACACAAGUGCCUCUCGUCACAUUGGCGCAAGUACUGUCAAAAUGUACGCAUGUAUUUGUACGUGUAUAGAUAGAGUCUUUUCCCCUCCACUCCGCGCGAACCGUGCUCACACGUGCGUGCUAUCCAGGAGUCUCGAUCGAGUAUUCGAACAGAUCGAAAUGCGCGCGGAGCGUGAUAGUGAUAAUUUAUUUUAUAAAUUAACUAAUUUUAAACUAUUUUUGUUGUAACGCUGAAAGUAAUGUUUUUCAACUAGAGUGUGAGAGCGUGAGUGAGUGCGUGAAAGAAACAUGCGAUUGAGAUUAUUUUCACUUUGAGAGGAAACUACUGCAUUCCUCAAUAUCGAAACUGGAAAUUCCUUGCUUACAAUAAAAAAAACUUCAUUAUAGAAACAGAGUUUUAACGUAAAAAGACACGAAGAUUUUUAGACAAAAAGACAAACUGUACAAUAUUUACUUAUAAAGUUUAUUUUAGCGAAAAAAUGCUCGUUGAGAGCAUUUUUUUAUUAAUCAAAUCAAUUUUUUAGUCGAAUCGAAAGAGAACAAUCACCGCAUGUCUGUGAACAUUUAUAAUCUACUUUUUACAUAAUAAAAAAGACAUAAUAGGUGAAAAAUAAUGAUGCCGUCACAGUGAUCGACGUUAGGAACUUUACACAUACCUAGGUUAGUGCUCCCUGUAUAAAGUUUACGGACGAGAAACUCAAAAAACAUGGUCUGAUUAUAGGUUAGCAUACUAUUCUCAAACGUGCUACUGUUUAGCAGAUAUGUUAGACACACAAACACAGAAGACAGUGGUCUAAGACUAGAAACGCACCCAGAGGUCAGCGUCGACCGCGUGCUACAAGUUUUCCGAACUAUGUAAAUGUUGUACAUAGCCAAAGUAUAAAGAAAAAGAGAAAAAAGUUUUAUUGAAAUUAUUGUAAUAUUUUAUUGAGAAUUUUUUAGCCUUAAGAUAAGACAUAAACAGCCGUGAUAAAAGCGGAUUCGGUUUUACAACUAGAUGCUAGUGUAGAAAAUAAAGUUCUCUCUUUUUUACUCCAAAAACAAACAAAAAACGGACAAACAACAAAUUCUCUCUCUAAUGGAAACGCAAAUACAAAUACUAGUACGAAGCUUGUUAAUGUUUUAAGAACGCCAAGCCCACGCGGAAUCUCAGUAAGAAUAGACACCAGUGACCGAAUCAAAGUACGAUUUGCAAUACUAUACAAAUUACAACACGCGCUGGUCUUCACUCUCAAUCUCUCUAAUAGCCUUUUUUCGGCGAGUUUCCACUCUCAAACGAUUUUUUAUGCUAUCUUUACUGUUUGUUGUAUUUUUACUGAAUAUGUUUUUUUUUUAAUUUGCUGUUGUAAUCUAUUGUCCUGCGCAAGUUCAUAAAGUAAAAGAGAAGCAUUAGAUAAAGGCAUAGACGAAAAGAGGGAAAUACACAAGCGAAUAUACUACAUACAGGCGAAAAAAUGUUCUACGAUUUUAAUUGAAACGAAAAAGAGAUGAAAACAAUAAAAAUGUAUAAAAUUAUUCGA